AUUGCGAAAGUCAGGAGGCGAGGUCCUGAGGUCCGCGCGCGCGGCGCGGCCAGACGCGGCGGGCGUGGCGGAGGAUGGAGGCGGUAUCGUCCAACGCAGCGGUCGGGGCUGCGCGUGAGAAGGUGGCGGUGUAGGCACACGGGCUACGUGGAGGCCGGCGGUGGUGGCCGGGCCAUGGCGGGAGACCGUUUUCGUUGGGCUCCCUGAGGUGCGCUCCCUGAAGUCUCGGCGAGCCGUGACCCAUGGGCUCGCUGAGCAGCCGAGUGCUGCGCCACCCGGGGCGAGCCCGAGCCCAGCAGGAGCCGGGUUCUGGGGCUGGGGGCUCGGCCCGGAGGCCGGAGAGUGGUGGCGACGCGGCCGCCCACGGCUUCUGUUACUGUCCGGGCAGCCGUAAGCGCAAGCGGAGCAGCGGGGCCUUCUGCUACUGUCACCCCGAUUCCGAGACAGACGAGGAUGAGGAGGAAGGGGACGAGCAGCAGCGACUCCUCAACACCCCUCGAAGGAAAAAAUUGAAGAGUACAUCCAAAUAUAUUUAUCAAACAUUAUUUUUAAAUGGUGAAAACAGUGACAUUAAGAUUUGUGCUCUAGGAGAAGAGUGGAGCUUACACAAAAUAUAUUUAUGUCAAUCUGGCUACUUUUCUAGUAUGUUCAGUGGUUCAUGGAAGGAGUCCAGCAUGAAUAUUAUUGAACUGGAGAUUCCAGACCAGAAUAUUGAUAUAGAAGCACUGCAGGUGGCAUUUGGGUCAUUGUAUCGAGAUGAUGUCUUAAUAAAGCCCAGUCGAGUUAUUGCCAUUUUGGCAGCAGCUUGUAUGCUGCAGUUGGAUGGUUUAAUACAGCAGUGUGGUGAGACAAUGAAGGAAACAAUUAAUGUGAAAACCGUAUGUGGCUAUUACACAUCAGCAGGGACCUAUGGACUGGAUUCUGUAAAGAAAAAGUGCCUUGAAUGGCUUCUAAACAAUCUGAUGACUCACCAGAAUGUUGAACUUUUUAAAGAACUCAGUAUAAAUGUCAUGAAACAACUCAUUGGUUCAUCUAACUUAUUUGUGAUGCAAGUGGAGAUGGAUGUAUACACAGCCCUUAAAAAGUGGAUGUUCCUUCAACUUGUGCCUUCUUGGAAUGGAUCUUUAAAACAGCUUUUGACUGAAACAGAUGUCUGGUUUUCUAAGAGGAGAACAGAUUUUGAAGGUAUGACCUUCCUUGAAACUGAGCAAGGAAAACCAUUUGUGUCAGUAUUCAGACAUUUAAGGUUACAGUAUAUUAUCAGUGAUUUGGCCUCUGCGAGAAUUAUCGAACAAGAUUCUCUAGUACCUUCAGAAUGGCUGUCUUCUGUGUAUAAACAGCAGUGGCUUGCUAUGCUCCGGGCAGAACAAGACAGUGAGGUGGGGCCUCAAGAAAUCAAUAAAGAAGAACUAGAGGGAAAUAGCAUGAGGUGUGGUAGAAAGCUUGCCAACGAUGGUGAAUACUGCUGGCGGUGGACAGGUUUUAACUUCGGCUUUGACCUGCUUGUAACUUACACCAAUCGAUACAUCAUUUUCAAACGCAAUACACUGAAUCAGCCAUGUAGUGGAUCUGUCAGUUUACAACCUCGAAGGAGCAUAGCAUUUAGAUUACGUUUGGCUUCUUUUGAUAGCAGUGGAAAACUAAUAUGUAGUAGAACAACUGGCUAUCAAAUACUUACACUUGAAAAGGACCAGGAACAAGUAGUGAUGAACUUGGACAGCAGGCUUCUGAUCUUCCCUUUAUAUAUCUGCUGUAACUUCCUGUAUAUAUCGCCAGAAAAAAGAACUGAAAAUAAUCAUCCAGAAAAUCCAGAAAACUGAGGAUCUCAUCAGUUGGAAACAGUAGCACUUCGUAAACUUUUUUGGCCAGCUUUAAUUUAAUGGCCCUGCAGAUAUUCACAUCUAAGGUGACUAACAGUGACAAAGGCCUUAUGAACUGUUCAGAUAAUACAGAAGACUAUUCUUAUCCUCAUUACAUUUCUAUGCAUAUAUAAAAAAACAUUUUAAAGCCAAGAAAAUAUCUGUCAAACCGUUUGUUAUAAAGAUGUCGACUCGUGCUUUUUAAUUUGGCAUCAGUAGAAAAUUGCCGUAGGUAAAUUUCACAUUUCUCUGCAACCAAAUAUAGAGUUAAUUUUUAGCUUGAACUUUGAUCCUACCUAAUGUUAGUGAACCUCAAUUAUCCAUCUGUAAGUUUUAUUUUUAUUUGGCUAAAAGAAUGCUAAAGGAAUAAUUUGAAUGGCCAAUUAUAAACGCUGUUUCAGUUGGUGUGUUUAAAGCUGUCCUUUAAUUUUUUCAACUGCUCUUUAUGAUUCCUCCUCCUAGUCAAAUAUUCUUCCAAUCUAUAUAUGUUUUUAAUCAUUAAAUUUUUUUUCAUGGU
Balaenoptera acutorostrata (minke whale) is the source of this 2376-nucleotide messenger RNA. RefSeq names its product germ cell-less 1, spermatogenesis associated (gene GMCL1). Gene Ontology annotation, biological process: germ cell development. Bases 243 to 1820 code for a protein of 525 amino acids. Gene Ontology annotation, molecular function: protein binding. The record is from RefSeq and is a predicted model, not a curated record. The transcript is spliced from 14 exons. Gene Ontology annotation, cellular component: nucleus. NCBI's taxonomy places the organism in Eukaryota, Metazoa, Chordata, Mammalia, Artiodactyla, Balaenopteridae.